UAAGUCGCAGAAGGCACUUAGUCGGUUGCCAAAAGGCAUUUUAGAAUUGACAUUUUCGUCCGACAGAAAUUGGAGUGUUUGAAAUGGAUUCGCCGGACGGAUCACGUGGCCAUAUCCUGGCCAUGGUGGUGCGGGUGUGCGCGGUGACCGCGAUUACCUACUACAGUGCCAAGUGGAUGCUCGGCGCACUGGAUCCCAAUAGCAAGAUGCGCAAGAAAGCCAAACAGGUGGCGGAGCAGCAGCUGCGGAAGCUAAACUCAACGGCCAGCGAUGUUGCUCAAAAGUUCCGGACGCGCGACUUUACCGAGCACGAGAUGGUGAUCGCCUCGCUUUUGGUGGCCCCCGAGGACAUCGAUGUCAGUUGGUCGGACAUCGCCGGCCUGGAUGCUGUUAUCCAGGAGCUCAGGGAGACGGUGGUGCUGCCGGUACGUCACCGAGAUCUCUUCCGCCGUUCACAACUUUGGCGGGCUCCCAAGGGCGUCCUUCUGCACGGACCGCCCGGCUGUGGCAAGACCCUGAUUGCCAAGGCCAUUGCCAAGGACGCUGGGAUGCGGUUCAUCAAUCUGGACGUGGCCGUGCUGACGGACAAGUGGUACGGCGAAAGUCAAAAGCUGGCCACCGCCGUCUUCACGCUGGCUCAAAAGCUUCAGCCCUGCAUCAUCUUUCUGGACGAGAUCGAUUCCUUUCUGCGUAUGCGCGGCAGCGGGGAUCACGAGGCCACCGCCAUGAUGAAGACCCAGUUUAUGCUGCAGUGGGACGGUCUGAUGAGCAGCGCCAACGUGUGUGUUCUCGUCCUGGGGGCCACCAAUCGGCCGCAGGAUCUCGACAAGGCGAUCCUGCGACGUAUGCCGGCACAAUUCCACAUCGGAGUGCCGCGCGACUGCCAGCGACAGGCCAUCCUUCAGUUGAUCCUGCAGAGCGAGCAGCAGCAUCCUUCGGUCAACCUCAAGGAGUUGGCCCGCCUGACUCCUGGAUUCUCGGGAUCCGAUCUCCGAGAGCUGUGUCGCCACGCCUCCAUGUAUCGCAUGCGCCAGUUUAUGCGCGAAAAACUGAACACAGACGAGAGUGAGUUCGAGGAGGACUUCCCGGGGGAGGAUCAAAACUACCAGGACUGCGAGCAGCUGCAGAUUCAGAUGGACGACCUGCUCAAGUCACUGACCGCCAUGAAGAUAUCCAAGUUCCAGGCGCACAGUGCCUUUGUCGAAAAAGAUCUGGACUUGGACUGAGGUCGCUGAGUAAAAAUUUUAAAUUGCUGCUAAUGCCGACAAUAAAAGCUGCAUAUGCUGAAUCUAUCAAUAUGUUAUGGAUAAAUUUCCGGUUUCUUGUCUUGGUAAAGAAGUUUCGUCAACGGAAGAUUAAAAUUGUUAACAUAUAAAACAAUGGUAUUGAGUGUGCGAAAAUAAAUCAGAAGGGUAUAUGAAUUUGAACUAUA
Molecule: messenger RNA, 1432 nt
Organism: Drosophila rhopaloa
Lineage: Eukaryota; Metazoa; Arthropoda; Insecta; Diptera; Drosophilidae
Product: outer mitochondrial transmembrane helix translocase
Exons: 1
Coding region: 84-1226 (380 amino acids)
Cellular component (GO): mitochondrial outer membrane
Molecular function (GO): ATP hydrolysis activity; ATP binding
Source: RefSeq, a predicted model, not a curated record